CCUCCUUCUUGCUUCUGCUCCAUUGAACCUGCAAAAAACCCUCGUUGCUUAUCUAAACAAGAUAAUCGACACUACACAUAUAAGGGCAUACGUUUAAUAGGAAAUGGUGUUCGUAAUGUGGCAUAUCAGACCAAAACACGAAGUUGUUGAUGUAUCAACUGUAUAUGCUGGUGCACCCACAUGGUUUAGUAUUAAGCUUCAUCACGGUGGGAAAUUUACUAAAUUACCUGAUAUAAAGUACAUUGGAGGUGAAGUGCGUUAUGUUGAUUAUGUGGACAUUGAUGAGUUUUCUGUGCAUGAACUUGAUGCCAUAAUGCUUGACCUAGGUUACCCAGACCCACGGAAUUCUGAAUUCGCUGAUGAAUCCCCAGUUAUAUACUACCAUUUUAGGAUACCCAAUGGUGACUUUCAAUUUGGUCUUAGAGCUUUAGGGAAUGAUCAGGAUGUGAUCAACCUUUCUAAAUAUAUUGCACAUAACAAGCUGAUUGAGGUGUACACAGAGCAUGGAAAGACAAAUUUAUUGACUUACUUCAUGUCACCAAAUGCAAAGGGUAAAGUUGUCAUUGAGGAAUUACCAGAAAAUGAUGAUCAAGGGGCUGAAGUUGAGGGUCAAGUUCAUGCAGAUUCUUCAAUGAAAAAUGUGAACCAUGGUAAUGGUGAGCCUAUUGGUGAGUUCAUGUCUCUGAUUCUUUUUGGGAGUAAGAAUGAUAGUUUCUCACCAGAGUAUAGAAGGGGUAGGGUUGGGAAUUCCAAAAUAGGUGAAAGUUCUUGUAGCAAUAGGCUUAAUUUAGAUUAUAUUGAUGAGGUUGUUCACAUUUCAAAGGAAAAGAAUGAUGAUCUGGAUGGUUCAACUAAUGUUCAGGAGGCAGCAACUUGUGUUCAUAUUGAUGAGAUGGAUGGUGUUAGGGAGGCUGCAAAUGUUGUUCAAGAGGCAUCAACUUUUGAUGAAGAAGGCUACAACACCCCCCCCCCCCCUGUUAAUAAUGCUGAUGAACAAUUGAAUGAGUUAUUUGAUAACCUUAUGGAAAAUUUGAUUGGGAGUGAUGAUGAUAAUGCAGAGUAUGAAGGGGAUGGAGAAUCUGAAGAGGGUAAUCAAGAGUAUGAAGAGGAUGAUGAAUCUCAAGAAAGUGAUCCAAAUUUUGAAGAGUAUGAUGAAUCUAAAAAUAGUGAUCCAGAGUAUGAAGAAGAUGAGAGAGAAAUAGAAGAUGAAGAUCAUAUGGAUGACAUAAUGGAUGUUGACAACAAUAUACAGGAUGUGGAUGUGGACAUGGGAGAUUUCACUCUCAAUGUUGAAAGUGAUGUGGAAGGUGGGCAUGAACCUGAAGAUAUGGAAGUGAUUAACAAUGAGGAAUUUGAAUCUUUGGAUGAAGGAUCCGACCAAGACAGAGAGAGAAGAGCUCUUAUCAAGAAUUUGAGAAAAGAAAAAAGGUGCAGUCUUGGGGUAGUACAUAAACAAUCUUUUUCAGUUGGAGAUAAAUUUAAUAGUAAAAAAGAAUUAAAGGAGGCAAUUGAUUUGCAUGCACUAGAAUCAAGAAGGAAUCUUUUCUUUAAAAAAAAUGACAAUGUAAGGCUUAGGGCACAGUGUAGAGGUGUUGUACCUGUCACCAAUAAAGGCCAAGUGGGUAGUCAAGCUACCACUUCAAAAAGAAAGGGUAAAGAAUUAAAGACACAAAAAGUAACAUGUGGUUGGUACAUUCAUGCAUCUAGGUCAAAUCCUGAAUCCGACUGGUUUAUAAGGACCUUAAACCAAACUCACACAUGUUUGCAAACAAGGAAACUCAGGGCUUGUACUGCUUCUUUAAUCAGCAAGAAAAUCUUUGAUCAAGUUGAGGCGAAUCCAGAUAUACCUUUGAGAGCCAUACAAGAUCACUUUCAAAAGACCUACCAAGUGGGUGUUAGUAUGGACAAGGUGUUCAGGGCAAAGGAUAAGGCAAGAAAGCAUAUAACUGGUGACUACACAAAGCAGUAUGAACUGUUGAGGGACUAUGUUCUCGAACUUCAAGCCACCAACCCAGACACCACAGUGAAAAUAGAUGUAUGUUCUGAGCCUAACCCUGAUUCCCCAACUAGGCAGUUUAGAAGAAUUUAUGUGUGCUUGGGUCCACUAAAAAAAGGGUUCAAGGCAUGCCUUAGGGACUUAUUAGGUUUUGAUGGUGCCUUCAUGAAAGGACCAUUCCCUGGGCAAGUCCUUUCAGCAGUUGGUCUUGAUCCCAAUAAUGGAAUUUACCCAUUAGCAUAUGGGAUUGUUGAGUCUGAAAACACAGAAAGCUGGAAAUGGUUUUUAGAUAACCUUGGGGAUGACUUGGACCUUGGAAGAAACUCAAAUUUUACUUUCAUAAGUGACAGGCAAAAGGGUUUACAUACUGCAGUUGAGCAAAUUUUUCCCAAUGCUGAGCAUAGAUAUUGUAUCAGACAUAUUCAUGACAAUAUGAGGAAAAGAUGGAGGCAAACAGAGUACAGGGACCACUUAUGGAGGUGUGCAUCAGCUACCACCAUUCCUGAGUUUGAACAUUUGAUGAAGGAGUUUAGUCAGUAUGAUAAGGAGGCAUGUGAAUGGUUGAAGCAAAUUCCUCCUAAACAUUGGGCAAGGAGUCAUUUUUCAGGAAGAGCAGUUUCUGAUGUGUUGAUAUCAAACAUGUGUGAAGUGUUUAAUGGGAAGAUAGAGAAAGGAAGGGAUAAACCUGUCAUUGGAUGUUUAGAAUUCAUAAGGGAGUAUCUAAUGAAGAGGAUAUGCAAUGUCAUGAAGGAAAUGAAAAAGGCUAAAGGUCCACUAACACCCACAGCAACAGACAUCCUAACUGCAAGAAAAACAGUUGCUUCACAAUACAUUGCUAGGUGGAAUGGGGGAGACAAGUAUCAAGUCACAGGAGCUUUGCAGGAUCAACAUGUGGUUGAUGUUAGGAACAAAACAUGCACUUGCAGAAAAUGGGAAUUAAUUGGAAUUCCAUGCAGACAUGCAAUUGCAACUCUGAAUGAGAUGAGUAAAGACCCAGAGGCUGACCUUGACAUUUACAAAUGGGUUCACAAGGUGUAUUUUCUAGAGACAUGGAAAAAGGUUUAUUCUUUUAAGGUGGAGCCAAUUAAGGGUAGAUCCAUGUGGCCCAAAAGUGAAUGUCCCACAAAGCUAAUCCCUCCUCCACAUCGCACUCAGGUGGGAAGGCCUAAGAAAAAGAGAAGACAAAGUGAGGGUGAAAGGUUAAGCAAAAAGCAGAAGGCAAGUCAAGGUGAUGGAGUGAAUGCUGCACAAGAAGGAGGUUCCCAAAAACCAACAAAUGACGGAGUGCAGAAGCUAUCAAGGAAGCAUAUCAGUGUUACUUGUAGCAAAUGCAAGAACAAGGGACACAACUCUAGGACCUGUAAAGGGCAAGGUGGGAAUCAAUCCAAGAAGUAA
Molecule: messenger RNA, 3391 nt
Organism: Lactuca sativa (garden lettuce)
Lineage: Eukaryota; Viridiplantae; Streptophyta; Magnoliopsida; Asterales; Asteraceae
Source: RefSeq, a predicted model, not a curated record